Homo sapiens (human) is the source of this 9481-nucleotide messenger RNA. RefSeq names its product APOBEC1 complementation factor (gene A1CF). Gene Ontology annotation, cellular component: nucleus; endoplasmic reticulum; cytoplasm. Lineage: Eukaryota; Metazoa; Chordata; Mammalia; Primates; Hominidae. Gene Ontology annotation, biological process: cytidine to uridine editing; negative regulation of mRNA catabolic process. Gene Ontology annotation, molecular function: nucleic acid binding; RNA binding; enzyme-substrate adaptor activity. The transcript is spliced from 15 exons. The record is from RefSeq and is marked reviewed. The coding region runs from base 353 to 2161 and encodes 602 amino acids.
AUAAUCAAGGAAACCUUUUCCGGGUGGGGAUCUCUGAAAUUACUCAGAUAACAGUGCUGUGCCAAAAACCUGUGGAUUUUCUCUACAAAAAUUAUCAUGACUGUUAUCUUUUUGAUGGAAAAGAUGAAGUUCAGCGAAGAACAAAUCUACAACUUGGCCAGAAGACUGUAGACUUUGCCUUCAAAGAGUGAGCAACCCUAAUUAACCUGAUUUUUUGCUGAUAAUCACUCUCAAUGGAAUCAAAUCACAAAUCCGGGGAUGGAUUGAGCGGCACUCAGAAGGAAGCAGCCCUCCGCGCACUGGUCCAGCGCACAGGAUAUAGCUUGGUCCAGGAAUUUAGAGGUUCCUAUAGAUGGAAGCAGUGUGUCUGGGCACAUGCCCAGAGCCAGAAGCGAGCAUGAGCACAGCAAUUCCUGGCCUCAAAAAAGGAAAUAAUGCUUUGCAGUCCAUCAUUUUGCAAACUUUGCUGGAAAAGGAAAAUGGACAAAGAAAAUAUGGUGGCCCUCCACCUGGUUGGGAUGCUGCACCCCCUGAAAGGGGCUGUGAAAUUUUUAUUGGAAAACUUCCCCGAGACCUUUUUGAGGAUGAGCUUAUACCAUUAUGUGAAAAAAUCGGUAAAAUUUAUGAAAUGAGAAUGAUGAUGGAUUUUAAUGGCAACAAUAGAGGAUAUGCAUUUGUAACAUUUUCAAAUAAAGUGGAAGCCAAGAAUGCAAUCAAGCAACUUAAUAAUUAUGAAAUUAGAAAUGGGCGCCUCUUAGGGGUUUGUGCCAGUGUGGACAACUGCCGAUUAUUUGUUGGGGGCAUCCCAAAAACCAAAAAGAGAGAAGAAAUCUUAUCGGAGAUGAAAAAGGUUACUGAAGGUGUUGUCGAUGUCAUCGUCUACCCAAGCGCUGCAGAUAAAACCAAAAACCGAGGCUUUGCCUUCGUGGAGUAUGAGAGUCAUCGAGCAGCUGCCAUGGCGAGGAGGAAACUGCUACCAGGAAGAAUUCAGUUAUGGGGACAUGGUAUUGCAGUAGACUGGGCAGAGCCAGAAGUAGAAGUUGAUGAAGAUACAAUGUCUUCAGUGAAAAUCCUAUAUGUAAGAAAUCUUAUGCUGUCUACCUCUGAAGAGAUGAUUGAAAAGGAAUUCAACAAUAUCAAACCAGGUGCUGUGGAGAGGGUGAAGAAAAUUCGAGACUAUGCUUUUGUGCACUUCAGUAACCGAGAAGAUGCAGUUGAGGCUAUGAAAGCUUUAAAUGGCAAGGUGCUGGAUGGUUCCCCCAUUGAAGUCACCCUAGCAAAACCAGUGGACAAGGACAGUUAUGUUAGGUAUACCCGAGGCACAGGUGGAAGGGGCACCAUGCUGCAAGGAGAGUAUACCUACUCUUUGGGCCAAGUUUAUGAUCCCACCACAACCUACCUUGGAGCUCCUGUCUUCUAUGCCCCCCAGACCUAUGCAGCAAUUCCCAGUCUUCAUUUCCCAGCCACCAAAGGACAUCUCAGCAACAGAGCCAUUAUCCGAGCCCCUUCUGUUAGAGAAAUUUACAUGAAUGUACCUGUAGGGGCUGCGGGAGUGAGAGGACUGGGCGGCCGUGGCUAUUUGGCAUACACAGGCCUGGGUCGAGGAUACCAGGUCAAAGGAGACAAAAGAGAAGACAAACUCUAUGACAUUUUACCUGGGAUGGAGCUCACCCCAAUGAAUCCUGUCACAUUAAAACCCCAAGGAAUUAAACUCGCUCCCCAGAUAUUAGAAGAGAUUUGUCAGAAAAAUAACUGGGGACAGCCAGUGUACCAGCUGCACUCUGCUAUUGGACAAGACCAAAGACAGCUAUUCUUGUACAAAAUAACUAUUCCUGCUCUAGCCAGCCAGAAUCCUGCAAUCCACCCUUUCACACCUCCAAAGCUGAGUGCCUUUGUGGAUGAAGCAAAGACGUAUGCAGCCGAAUACACCCUGCAGACCCUGGGCAUCCCCACUGAUGGAGGCGAUGGCACCAUGGCUACUGCUGCUGCUGCUGCUACUGCUUUCCCAGGAUAUGCUGUCCCUAAUGCAACUGCACCCGUGUCUGCAGCCCAGCUCAAGCAAGCGGUAACCCUUGGACAAGACUUAGCAGCAUAUACAACCUAUGAGGUCUACCCAACUUUUGCAGUGACUGCCCGAGGGGAUGGAUAUGGCACCUUCUGAAGAUGCUUUUUUAAAUUUAAGAAUAAGACACACAAAACUCUAUUAAAAAAAAAAAAGAAAUAAACCUCUAACUCGGUCCCCAAUGAUCAUAAAUAAUAUGUUUCCUAAAGAAAUGCCUUUCCAGAGACUGUAUAGCUUAUACCAAUUAUAGAAUCAUGAAGUAAGAACGUUAUUCUGAAAUGAAAUCAAAUGUUAAAGAGCCUUUUGUUUAACAGAAAGCUGGAGAGCCACUGCCCCAAAAGUUGUUCUUCCAGUCUUCCUGAGUGUUUGGGGAGUAUGUUUACAAAUCCUGCCAGGGUGAAGAGAGAUCUUGUAGCUGGCAAGAUUUGGGAGGGAUGGAGCAGACCUGGGCAGUCAGUAAUAAUCAAGGGAAGCCAAGUAAACUCCAGAGUCUUACCUCUGGCUCACAGCUGCUUUUGUGAUACACAAAGUCACAAAGAGGAAAAGGGAAGGGAGGAGGUUGCUUUUCAAAAUGCAUUCACCAUGGCUCACUGUGUGGGGCAUGAUUGCAGGCCUGAGCUCAUGAAAGACUGUCCAAGAUUUUGUGGUUUCAACCUCUCUUCAGCCUGAAAAUUCCAUCCAGUCGAUUUGUCACAGAUCAGGAUCUUCCUGUCCCCUGCAGCCCAUGGGGACUUCCUAGAAAUAGAUAUGAUAUGUUGUAGAUGUGGUUAAAACAAAUCCAGGCCCCAUUGUUUAUUCAGCUCAUUAGUCCACACCUAUUUUUCCCUAGAACUCCUACCUUUUCCAAUAAUCAUGCCAGCAUGAAAUGACCUUUUCUACUUUAAAAUUUUUUGACUUGUUCAUAUUGCUUGAUUUUCAUCAUCUCAGACUCAUUUUUCUCCUACCUAAUAUCAUAAAAAAGUAAAUCAGAUAUACAGAAUAUCAUUUAUGAUACUUCUUCCUUUCAGCAAAUUGACUGAAAAGUCAUUUUAAAGAGAGAAGUGCAGAUUUGCUCUCAUUUCUUUGAUAUUGUUGCAGUAUCCACCCCACCAUCUAGCAAUCAGAGAUGCUUAUAUUAACUUGGGAUUAGCUUUGCAUUAUCUAACCCAUUUAUUUUAAAUCUGCCAGGAAAUCCUCUAACUUUCCUUCCUUUUUGUUUCAGUAAGUAUCAGGCAGCUUCACCAUACCUGAGUCCUUUUGUCUUGAAGCUGCCACAGAAAAAUCUUACAGCAAUCAUUGCUGAUUAGAAACUGUUUCAGACAAUCAGCAUGGGUGUUAUUUACCAAAUUCCCCCCAGAGUCCUAGGCCUCUUCUCCAGAAAUAUCUGAUGAUGAAGUGAGGGGAGGGCAACGGUGCUACAAAACACGGAACAGAGGUAAAGAGAAGGCACUACUUUCUUGCCAUACUUGUAAAUGAUUGCUUUGUUCAAACAUAAAUAAUCUUAAGUCCAACACCAAAUACCUGUUACUCCUACAUCAAUCUCAUUAGUGGUUUAAGACACAGUACUAGAAUUUUCAUUUUUUAAAAUCCCUUGGCCCUUAAAAAAAUUUACAGAACACAAAGGAAAACAUAAACACAAAGACAUGGAAAAUUUUGUCAACUCCUUAAUGGAAUUCUGUGAUCAAAAAGCAGGCCAGAUUCUAAUCAAAAUCAGGUAAAUUUUAAUCACAAUCAGAAGUACUUGUAACAUUUCAGUUGUCCUAACUCCAAUGAGAUAACAAAGCCUCCAAGGCUACAGCUGAAACUCUGAAAGGCCCUGUGCUUUCUACUUUACAUUUAGCGUCUAAUAUUUCCUAGGACAGUAGUUCCCAAAGUAGGCUGUACAUUAGAAUCUCCUGGAGAGCUUUUUAAAUGCUAAUGCCAAUAACAUAUCUCAUAAAAUUUACACUAGAAUUUCCUUGGAUGGGUGCCUGGCAUCAGUAUUUUUUAAUGAUCCCUAGGUGAUUUCAAUGUGCACCUAGGUUUGGGAAUUGCUAUAUUCUUGUAUUUAUACUCUAUCUCUUUAUUUCUUUUCCUUUUUAUUUCACUUUUAGUAAAUAGAAAAAUGCAAUUAAAAAAUCAUCUAAGUUAAGACAAAUAGCCAAAUCAUAUUUAUCCCAUAAAUAGUAUGAAUUUAAAUGUAACUUACGUAGGCUUCAAACUAACUCUAAAAAUGAGAAAGUAAAACAAUCUUGUCCUAAAACAAUUCUUAGAUCCAAAUUUACACUCCCCUACAGAUCUGCUUUUAUUCUCAAAGACAGUGAUUACAUUGACAUAACAAAUGUCCAUUGGGGCAGGCAAAUUUCUACUGAGUCUAAAAAGCAUUCCAAAUUCUAGGAGCAAAAGUUCUGAUUUUCCUUAAAAUCUUUGCAAAUAAACAGCAAAGGGUAUUCUGGAUGUCUUGUCAAUGCAAAUUAGGUUUGAUUUAGAGAAGUUUUAAAUUUAAUCGCAAUGAAAAGAUUAGUUAAUACAUGAAUCUUUUUAUGAGAAAAAAUCAUUAUUCUGGAUAAAGUCAUAAUUGUUUGUUUACAAUAUUAAGAGCAGACACCUAAACAUACAAUAAUACCAAAGUAUUGAGAAAAUUACCACUGGAACACCAUCUCAAGUUAUCACACCAUUUACCUCUUUAGAGCCAGUUUUGUAUAAGUAGGUAGAAGUGGUUUUGGUUUUUUUGCUAAAAUUUUACUUUGUUUUAGUAAUAUCUAGGGAAUACUUUGAAUUCCAUUAAAAUACCUUCAUAGAAAGUGUUAAUGUGUCUACCAUGCCAUAUGUUUAUUUUUACUUUCCCCAAGUUAGGUAGAUAGAGCAAGUCCUGCUACCAUAAGUUUAAAAUUAUUAAGACAACGGGCUUUUUUAAAUUGCUGGUAGAACCAAAGGCUAAUUUUGCAUAGGUUUAUAUUUUUAGACUUAAGAAAUUAGCACCUAUAUAAUACCUUCAUACCUUCUGCAUCACUAUCAAUUUUUCUGUAAUUUCUUAUUUGAAUGCUUCCUAAUUCUUUACAGAAAAAAUUAAAAUUUGUCACCCAACCAGGUGAUAAUAACAAAACAAUAAUUUAGGAACAUCCAGUAAAUUUGAAUUAGUUCUCUAAAUUUUGGUAAUUAAUAGCUUAUUGAUAAUUAAAAUCAGCCUAAUGUUGCUUAAGUAGGAGGAAAUUGAUCAGCAAUGGGAUUGGGUAUCUAUUUUCUUUCCUAUAAAAGUGCUGCCUCUUCUCAAAUUGCUUUAUUUCUCUCCCACUGCAUUAGUAUAUCUAGAACAGCACCUUCAACUGCAACAAAAUAUAAUUCUCCUAGAUGACUAGGAUAUCCUCCAAUCUGGUAUCAUGCCAAACAACACUAUGUUUGGGGAACAGCACCCGAAAUGCUGCUAAAAAGCUACCUCAUGUCAAGAAAAUAUGGAUUUCAAAAAAUAUCUGGCACAGUGGCCCAUGCCUAUAACCCCAGUACUUUGGGAGGCCAAGGCAGGAGGAUUGCUGGAGGCCAGGAGUUCAAGACCAGCCUGGGCAACAUGGAGAGACUCCGCCUCUACAAAAAAAAAAAAAACAAAUUUAAUUUAAUUGGCCAGUUGUGGUGGCGUGGGCCUGUGGUCCCAGCUACUUGGGAAGCUAAGGCAGGAGGAUUGCUGGAGGCCUGGAGGGCAAGGCUGCAGUGAGCCAUGUUCACAUCGCUGCACUCCAGCCUGGGUGACAGAGCAAGACCCUGUCUCCAAAAAAGCAAAAAUAAAUAUCUAACAAAAAGGAACCUGUUUCCAAACCACAGUUUCUUAACUUUUUCAUGAUGGAAUAGAAAUUAAACUAUAAGUAUAUACUGAUAAUAGCUGUGCAGGAAAUUGGUUUUUAUUUUACUUAAAAGUAUUUUUUAGAAAAAAUGUUAUUCUGAUUGCAUAGAUUAGCAAAAUAUUGCAUCAAUAUAAUGUUCCAUUUUUAUUAAUUUUUGUUAUAUUCUAAAUGACCGUUUUAUAAUUCUGUCUUGGACAACUGGGCCACAGUUAGAAUCCACAUAGACAGGGAGGUUCUUAGGUGUGCCAUUUGUAGAAUAAAGGGCAAUCAAGUUAAUAUUCGGGGUAAAUUUUCAUUGCAUUCUAACCUAUGAAGUUUGAUAAAGUAUAUUAUUAUUGAACAACUCUAACACUAAGAUUUCCUAAAAGUAACUUACAACAAAAAAUGAACUAUGUGCUCAAUAUUCACAUAAAGUCAUGAUUAUUCUCUUCUUGCAUUCAUAUAAAAGUUCCCAGGGGGAAGAAAAUAUAUCUAAAAAUUAGACUAGAAACUUGGCACUUUUUAUGUAUUGUAGAUACACUUUCAUAUAUUGUAAAUACAUCUGUUAAAGAUAAAACUAAGUUUCUAACAUAGCACUACAAGGAAACUUUGGAUAAAUAUUUUUAAAAAGAAAAUGUUAAUAGGAUAACUUAAGAUUUUGUAUAUACUUAUUGGAAGACAGGAAGAAACUAGGCAGUAAAUAUUCCUACCUGACGUGCAACCAUUGUCAAUCAGGUUUUGUUAAACUGUCAAAUUUGAUUUUGAAAUUUUAGUUUGCCCAAAUAAUAUCUUGAAAAUGCUCUGAAUUUUACUAGAACAUAUUCAUAGAAAGUGUAAUGUAUCUACCAGGCUCUAUGUUUGUGUUUGCCAACAUUAGAAAAACAAAGUAAGUUGCGCUAUAAUGAGUGAAACUAAGGAAAAUGAGAUUUUUCUGACUCCCAUUCCCUCUCUUAAAAAGUAAAAUAUUUAAGCUUUUUUUAUUAAAGGAAAAAUGGGUACAGAAUACUCUAUUGCCCUCCAAAUGUCCAACAUUUUUAAAGCCAUGUUGUCCAACAAUGUUUAUACAGAAAAUAGAAUGCAUAGGUUUAAUAUAGAUAGCAAUGUAUAUGUAGGCUCAUUUGUGGGAGAUUGCAAACUUUAUGUGCCCCCAGUUCUCCUUGGUUUUGUAGGAAAGCUAAAAGAAAACCUUGUACUCUCACUAAUAAUGAAAUUCAUAGCCAAUUUAGAAAGGGAAAAUAACCUGAAAACCAAAAUACCUCAUUCAUCUGAAGAUGCCUGGAAUAAAAUAUGGAAUUCUUCUGUACCUACCUCCCCCUUACAGACUUUUCUCCUAUUUUGAGAGAGAAAUUCAAGAAGAAGAAUACAGCUUGUUCUCUUUCCACAAAUGAUACUUUGUCUAAGGGAAUAGGAGAUACCAAGAAACAGUAUCUUUAAAAAAGUAAGCUGCCCACAGGCCUUCUUGGAGAAUGAAGAAUAUCAGCCCCAUUCAGGGUUUACCAAUGUCUCUCUGAGGUGACAAUACAUUCUGGUUUUCCAGGACAGUCCUGGCUUAGGUCUGCUGUCCUUCUAUAAAUAUUAACAAUGAUCCCUCUUAUUUCCAAACGUGUCCCAGUUUAGACAACAAAUUAUACAGUGUCUGCCCCCAACACACACACACACACCCCACCAUCUUUAUGGGUUGUUGUUGUUUUCUUGUUGUUUUUAAUUUUGUAGAAUUGGCUUUGUCUUCUCCAAAGCAGAUAACAGCUUAAACUAAAGAGCCUAGCUACUUCUUUCUGACUGAGCAGGGUCAUAGUAAACAGAGAAGAAUGGAUCACUUCCUCCUCUGAAAUCUCCAUCAAUCCACUUUCUGUCCAACUAUCUCUCUACCCAGCCUAUUUUUGGUCCUAGUUUUCCUCUCAUAACCCCUGGGCUGUGAGUCCUGAGUUCUGCCUUCAUAUGGCAGAGCAAGCUAGUCAUUAUUAUGCCAGGUUAGGUGGUGGGGCAAGACAAAAGAUAGCUCUUGGGGACACUUGCUUGGUCUGUAGAGAUCCACAGGGCACUAGUAGGGUAUUAGAGCAUUUAUUGGUUUCUUUCUUCCUUGAGUUGAGUUACUUCUAUCCCAAAACAGACAGGUCUUACGUUAACCUUCACCUUAAAAAGGAUAUUGCCUUUUUUCCUUCUGCUUCACAAAUUUGCUCCAACACUAAUUCCCUUGCAUUUGAUUUCAUCAUUAUGAUUGUUCAUCAACCAUUCUUCACGAAAAAUCCUCACAUCACGUCAUAUAAAGGUUUUAUUAUUUUUAAUGGAAAAUAACAUUGAGAGAUUAUUUUCCUUUUUCAUAAAAUUUCCCUUUUUCCCUCCCUCUAUUCUCUUCACUAACAUUGGAAAUUAAACAAGUUUUACAGGCUCUAUUGUUAUUAACCCUCAAAUCUAUUCUUCAGAGAAUAUAUGAUCAGCCUGUGUUUACUAUGCACCUACUCUUAUACCAGAAACUGUGAAUACAAAUACAUAUAUUUCCUACUUCUCUCUUUAAUUGGGGCACACAGUCCCAUGGUCCAUUCUGCAUUUUUCAAAAUUGAAUAUAAUUGCAACACCUGAUAGGUUUUGCCACUUAGAAUUCUGAAAAUAAAUCAACUCUGUUCUAAACCUUAAGUUUCCACUAUUAUUGCCAAACUCUGGACUGAUACAAUAAGCCUUUUAAAAGGUGAAUUUAACACUUCACCUAUUAUGGUUAUUUAAGUAAAAUGAGUUUUCAAAUAUUUCCCCCAGGAGAAAUAUAAAGGACUAUGCAAAAAUAGAAGGAGAAAAAGGUUAGUUAGAGGUCCAGAAGGAGAAUUAAAACAUGGAAUUGAUAAAUUCACCUACUGAUUUAUGAUGUUAAUGAGCAGGUACCUAUACAUUUUAUUUACUUGAAAACAUUUUGGCCAUUAACUAUUUCUGUUUUCUAAAUACAUUUGUGUUUAUAAAAUUUUAAAAUCUAUAUCACAAGACUUAGACAUGCCUUUCUUUGCAAUAAAGUAUAUAUACCUUUUUACAAAUGUAAAUUUUAUUUUGAAACUUGGCAUUUUCUUUAUAAUUCCUAAGAUAUCUUUGGGCACACAGACUACAGAUAAAUCUAUUUAAAUCAAUUCAUCAUUAUCACUGGUUUAAAUAUUUAAUGUAACCAUUGGAAUUUUUAUUCUUAUUCCUUCAGAGAAUUCUCCUUUUCUUCUAUGUUUCUGACUGCAAUACAGCCCGAUAUUGUUAUUCCCUAUAUCUUAAUGAAAAGCAAGCUGUCAGCAAAAUGCAUUUAUAGUUUCCAGAUGUUUAACAAUCUCUUUCUUCUUUUCUUUUUUGUUAUUAUUUUUAUUUAUGUGAAGUUAGUUAGCUGAGGUACCAAAAAAGAGACAAAGACAGUAUUAAAAAGUGUGCAUAAAGCACUUAUUUUUGUACUUUAGUACAAUGUUUUAUAGAACUUUGUGAUCUAUCUAAAUAUAUUAAGUAAAAUUACACCAUUCACUUGUUGGGAAAAUAAUCUUUGGUUUGGAAGAUAUUAACAUAAUGGGCAUCUUAGAAUCAUAAAUCACAUGAAAUGAGAGACAAUGCAAUAUUGUAUAAUUCCUGGAUGAUGCAAUUGUUUUAAUUGAAUUUUCAAGUGCCAUUAUAAAGUUUUAAAAAUUAUCAA